This is a messenger RNA of Erpetoichthys calabaricus (reedfish), 1754 nucleotides long. RefSeq names its product opsin 1 (cone pigments), short-wave-sensitive 2 (gene opn1sw2). Gene Ontology annotation, molecular function: G protein-coupled receptor activity. Bases 226 to 1314 code for a protein of 362 amino acids. Gene Ontology annotation, cellular component: membrane; photoreceptor outer segment. The record is from RefSeq and is a predicted model, not a curated record. NCBI's taxonomy places the organism in Eukaryota, Metazoa, Chordata, Cladistia, Polypteriformes, Polypteridae. The transcript is spliced from 5 exons. Gene Ontology annotation, biological process: visual perception; phototransduction; G protein-coupled receptor signaling pathway.
GCCCUAUAAAAAGCAGCGCAGAGAAUUAAAAUCAAAAGGACAGAAAAACAAAGGCAACUUCAUUUCUGAUGCUCUGGCAGCACUAAACCAGGGUGGACAGGUCUACUUUAUUUUUUAUUCUUUAUAUUCAAUGUUUUUUUUUUGUUAUUUUACAUUUUUAAUUUUCAUUUGGCAACCUUCAUUAAUUUAUUAAUAGAUAUUUGAGGUCUACUUCCAAGACAAAAAAUGCAUAAAAAGUGGAAAGGCAGCCAGGAGCAGGAGCUCCCUGAAGAUUUCUAUAUUCCCAUUCCUCUUGAAACCAGCAAUAUCACAUUACUAAGCCCUUUCCUUGUACCUCAGGUCCACUUGGCCAGCUCAGGAGUUUUCAUGAGUAUGGCAGCAUUUAUGUUCUUUUUGGUCAUUACUGGACUACCCAUCAACCUGCUCACUGUAGUCUGUACUUUCAAGUACAAGAAGCUCCGAUCACACCUCAACUACAUCCUGGUCAACUUAGCAGUGGCAAACCUGCUGGUGGUCUCUGUGGGUUCCACCACUGCCUUCUACAGUUUCUUCAGAAUGUUCUUCAGCUUGGGGGCCACAGCAUGCAAAAUUGAAGGCUUUGUGGCCACAGUGGGAGGAAUGGUGAGCCUCUGGUCUCUGGCUGUGAUUGCAUUUGAACGAUUCCUGGUGAUAUGCAAACCUGUGGGCAACUUCACCUUUAAAAGCUCGCAUGCCAUCAUGGGUUGUGUGUUCACCUGGAUUAUGGCACUGAUUGCCUCUGCACCUCCCCUGUUUGGUUGGAGCCGGUACAUCCCAGAAGGCUUGCAGUGCUCCUGUGGUCCAGACUGGUACACAACCAACAACAAAUACAAUAAUGAAUCCUAUGUUAUGUUCCUAUUUUGUUUUUGUUUUGGGGUGCCUUUCACAACCAUUGUGUUCUGCUACACCAAACUGCUCCUCACCCUCCGAUCGGUGGCAAAGUCACAGGAGCAGUCUGCCACCACUCAGAAGGCUGAACGCGAGGUGACAAAAAUGGUUGUUGUGAUGGUCCUGGGCUUUCUGGUGUGCUGGCUACCUUAUGCUUCGUUCUCACUCUGGGUGGUCUUUCACCGCGGGGAAACAUUUGAUCUCAGGGUGGCCAGUGUUCCCUCUAUCUUCUCUAAAGCCUCCACAGUCUAUAACCCCAUUAUCUACGUUUUCAUGAACAAGCAGUUCCGCUCUUGCAUGAUGAAGCUGAUUUUCUGUGGAAAGAGCCCUUUCGGGGAUGAAGACGACGCCUCUUCACAAGUCACUCAAGUUUCUUCCGUCUCCACAAGUCAGGUCGCACCAGCAUAGAAUCAAGAGUCAUCUUUUGCCCAUGGAAAGGCUAGGCCAGUACACCCCUGUCUAUGGGAGUCUUUGUUAAAGAGACAGAGUGAUGAACAUUGCAAAACUCAGAAACACCUUGAUACAUGUAGUGCUACAGACUGGACUUUCUUGCACAGCAGCUCUGUACAGAUGUUCAUUUCUGAUCCUCGUUUCAUUUCUGAUUAUUUAAGACAUGAACUAAUUAGCUGCUGUCUGGAAGCAGUUUUCUUCUGCUAAGUGGGAUUUAGGUGUUGAUUUAGGUGUUAGUCCUGCCUUGUGUCCAUUGACUCCAGCUGCCCCACUAAUCUGUCCUGGAUAAAUGGGUUAGGAAAAUGGAUGGAUUGAUUUAUUCUUGGGAAAUAUAGAGGAAAAGUCUAUCUGUUACUUAACUUAUAGUGUUUGUUUUAGAUCAUCUGAGUAAGAGUGAC